CGAUUGAAUACAUUGGUCAUUAUUAAUCCAGAUUAAUUUUACACAUUUACACAUUGAAACCCGGCUUAAUACCCUCCUACUGCUGUCUCUCUUAGUACUAUUGUGUUAUACUUUAUUUAUUUAUUUUUUUUUAUAACCUAUGGACCGGCCGAGCAACCCCCUGUAUUGGAGCACCCGCGAAGUCUGUCAAUGGCUUCGCGAGACCUUUCAAUUCUCCGAGGAGGUUCUUGAGCGUUUCCAAGAAAAUGACGUAGACGGGAGUGUGCUCAUUGAAGACCUAGACCACGAAGCACUCAAGACUGAGUUCGGUAUCAAUUCAUUUGGCCAAAGGGCAAAGAUCCUCAAAACCAUAUGGAGAUUACGAGGUAAUGCAAUUCAUAAGACAGCCGAAGAAGCGGGGCAGCAAGGAGUUGACGGACAGAACGCUACAAUCAAAGGGACUUUGGGACUGUCAGAUACAUCAAUGCAAUCACAGGGCCUUUUCGGAUCAUCAACCGAGACAACAAUGAGCACAGGCACUUCUGUGCUGAAUAUGCAUGAUUUGGAAGAGGCAUUGCCAACGUACACACACACACUCGCAAAGAAUAACCAUGACUCAGUUUCGUCAGGCAUAAAUGACACGGGCAUUGCUAAGCGUCGAUCAGAACGCGGUGACGCUGAGCUCAAUGAAAUCCCCUUGCUGAAGGAGCCGCUCAAGGUGUAUCUGGACGGAAGUGAGAAAUCCCUGAGAGGUCGAGAGAACCGACCACGAUCACGAUUACAAUCUCAAAAUAUCAAGAAAUCCUUUGCAAAAAUGGAUGAUAUCUCGCUUGGCGAAACUGACGGAGAAGACGGUGAUGAAGAGGACGAUGAUGCAAAUGUAGAGAUGGAUAAUGCAUAUACAGAUGAGGACGACUUACCAUUAGCAUUGAGGGUCCGGAACUCAAAGAAACUGAUCAAUAAUGGCCUGGUAGGGGACCUUCGCUCUACCGGUAUGAAUCAUGUUGGCAUCAAGAGAUUCAUGCCAACUUUGGUGCCUACGGCAUCGCAACACAUGUCCAUUGGGAUCCAUUCAGCGCUCUCCUCAACUGUAUUUAAUCGCUCUUCAUCGAUUCCAACGCCACAGGACCUUGAGCCUGUUAAUUAUAUCCAACGCCGUCAGAAACCUAUCUCGGCACAUAGUGACAGCAAUACUGUUAGUAAACAAACCAAACAAACCAUAAAGAAGGUUUCAUUCUUCUCUCGUACAGGAGCGAGUAUAUCCGAUAUCUUUUUCAAAAAUGAUGGAGCACUUGAAAGCGACAGUGAUGACAAUUGGGCUGUCCGCCCAUCCUACUCGCCACAAAACCCAAUCCCCGAAGGCUACCGGCUACUCGUUCAGCGGAACAUGAAACGCAUCUUACGAAGCCCUCCAGUUCUAGAAACCCUUGACCACAUUGUAUAUGCACCAGUGAGACGGAGGCAGAAAGAUGUUCCAGUUCUAGUCUUCACCAAUAAUGGCGGCACUGUCGAAGUCCGCCCGUCUACUUGGGAUGUUGUAUUUAAAAAUAAAAGCAAGGAAUCAUCAUCGCUAUGGGUAGACUUGAGCCAAGGCGAGCAAGAUCUUACCUCUAUAGACUUCCGCAAAUUCAAGGGAGGAGUAACACAUGAUUUGCAGUCGCAUACAGUAGAAAAUGGCGAUGACCCUGUGUUGCCAUUGUAUGGCGAAUCAGAUGCGUCUGAAUAUACAACGGACGAGGAGCUAUACAAGCAGGUCGCAAGAGAAGAGAAGGAGCGACUAAAACCGCAUCCCAAAAAAUCUGAAGCAUCAUCAUCCAAAACAGUAACAGCGUUAAGUCCUGCUGAUGCUCAGAUCCUUAUUCAAGAAUACAAGGCCACUCACAAAGAAAAAUGGGAGAUUUCCUCAAAAUUAAGAUUAGAGUCCCGACGUAUGACCAUUUAUGACAAUCUAUUGAAGAGAAAUGGAAACCCUGCUAGUGCCAUCAAGUGGAUACAGAGCCGAAUUAAUGAGCUUGCUGGAAAGCGACUCACGAGCAUCGUUGAUGCGUUUAUGGAUACUACUUAUAAGAAUGCGAAUGAAAUUCAUAAAGCGUGCAAAGCCAUGGAUCGGACGUUGGAUGAAUUAUGGGCGUGGCAAUGGAAACUGGACCUUAUUCAGGGGCCAUUACCAUCUCUGGUAGGAGCAGAAGAUGGGACAAAGCACGAUAUUGAGGUAAUAUCAAGUAAGGACCCGCCACAUCCCAGAGCAGGCUCACCAUCCCCAACUAUUCAGAGUUCAGACUCAACCGGACAUCGAGAGUAUAUUCAGAAUUCCGGAAAGGAUGACACCGAUGAAGAGAUUAUGGCUGCAGAGGAACGACGGCAGAAGGAGCUUGAUCGACAGUUCAUUGACGACUCUGAGCUUAAUGUCGAUAUACAGGAUGGUAUUGAUAAUCUGGCAAAAGAUUUUCGACGCAAAAAGAAUAAGCAGAGGGAAAAAGGAGAACCAAAAGCAAAGCCUGAGAAUGGCAAAAAAGCUAAAGAAGACAGAGAGGACAUGACGCCCACUACCUCAACAUCGUCUUUAAAUUCACCCAAGGAGGGUCUAGAAGAUCCAAAUGAUCAGCUCAAGGAAGUAAGACGCCCAACAGGUCAAGGCGCAUCGUCACAAACAGAGACAACGCUAAAAGAAGGCCAAACUCUAAACUCUAAGGGAAUGGACCAAAUCCAGAGCGAUGGAUCUCUUGAUGGACUUAGGAUUAUAGAUGAAGACAUCGAGAUGCAUGAUGGGGCUUCAGACACCUUGCCGCAAACGAUUUCGGACAUAUCUGCUGGAGAUAUCAGUUAUCACGAUGAAGAAAUGGACAACGACCUGGAGUUGAAUUCUGAUGCGUCAUUAAAUUCAGAAGAGCCGGAGGAGUCACCUACAGAUGAAAAGGAAGAGGACAUCCCGAAAUCAUCAGUAUAUCGUGAGAUGCGUUAUCCUACCUGGAGAAAUACCUUGAGGGAUGACGAUGCGCUCAUAAGGGAGUUGCGUUUAAUUCGAAAGGAUGUGAGCCGCGGAAAAAGACUCAAUCAUCGUGGGACUUAUUUAUCAGCCUGGCAGGAAUAUACUGAAUGGAUUGAGUUGGAUUGCGGGGAUACCAUUUCUUUCAAAGACUUCUUGGCUUGGAAGGACGAAGGUAACACCACUAAGGAAUAUCGUAAGAAGGCAAGAGAAGCGGCAUUGCGACAGGCUGAAGAGGAACGACAGAAAAAAGCCGAGCGCCGUGAACAGAGAGCUCGUGAGUGCAAGGAGAAGAGGAUGGUCAAGAAACAAGGCUUGCUGCGUGCUAAGAUGGAGGCAAUUAAAGCUGUUAAAGCUACUAAGGCCACUAAGGUCGCCAAGGCUUCAGUUAAUAAAUCGAUGGCGGAACAGGAAGAAAAGGAAACAAGAAUGGAGGAAUACCAAAAGGAUGAAUUGAAGAAGGUCUCGGCUGUGGUUGACAAGGGCACGGCCCAAUCUGAAGUAAUCACUAUUCAGAGCGAUUCAAGUGAAGAUGACACAGUGGCUGUAGAUCGGCAGCCUAGUGUCGCCCCUUCAAAGAACCAUUCGAUGAGGAAUAGAUCAGAAGAUCAGGAUCUCUCAUUGUCUGAUUCCCAUAGUAAGGACCCCAAGUUGGCUCGAAAAGCCCGAGGAGCAACUAAUCAAUCGAACUCAUCCAAAAGAAGCAUUGACAGCGGUGAGGAUAUGGCGACUGAACCGCUAACAAUUCCACAACGCCAAACCAAGAAGCGAGGCCGAAUCAUUCGGAACCGGUUUGGUGAUUCAUCAGAUGAUGGUUCGGCUCUUUCUGGUGAGGACGACAAGCAAGUCAAGUCCGUUCCUAAGCGUAGGACUGUUCAGGUGAUGCGAGAAGAGGCACCCGACGUCCUAAGGCUCAGGAAUGAUGCACUUAAAAAUGAAUCAGAGCUAAAGAAGCGUAUUGCAGAUCAAGAAAUGAGAGCCAAAAUUCGUGGAACGAACGGAUCGCUUGAGAAAGACGAGGUUCUUAUAAAUCCUGGGCAUAAGAAAACAGAGCAUCCCGUGGCUAUUCCGGGGUUCCUAGCGCGAAAGCUUAAACCCCACCAGAUCGAGGGAGUGAGAUUCAUGUGGAAGAACGUUGUGAUGUUCGAUGGCGGAUGCAUCCUUGCUCAUGCCAUGGGUCUUGGCAAGACCUUUCAAGUUAUUGCUUUCCUUUAUGUAUUGUUAAGGGAAAUCCACCAGGGGAACAAGGAUGUUCCUAAGAAACUCGAGGAGGGUCGAAUCCUACUAUUGAUGCCACCUAUUUUACUCUCAAAUUGGGAGUAUGAAUUCAAAAAGUGGAUCACGGAAGGUGACGAGUCUAUUAUCAAGAUCCAUAAGCUGCCACUCAAAGUUAGGACCUACACUAGUCGAAUUGCAUGUCUUGAGGAGUGGCACAAGGAAGGAGGUGUACUCCUUUUAGGUUACCAAAAAUUCCGCGACUUGUGUUCUGGAGCUGGAGUAAGCCCUGAAGUCGCCGAACGAUACAAGCAGCUAAUACUUCAGGGCUCAUCACUUAUCAUUGCAGAUGAAGGGCACGCGAUCAAAACCUCGACUGCCAAAAUCGCUGCCACCAUCAAGAAUGUAAAGAGCACUUCUAGAAUUAUCCUUACGGGAUACCCGCUUCAAAAUCGAUUAGAAGAGUACUGGUGUAUGGUCGAUUUCAUUCGACCAAAGUUUUUGGGCGAUAUUUCGACAUUCCGUCAUAACUAUAUCCGGCCAAUCAAUAAUGGUCUAUAUCCUGACAGUACCUCUGUGGAAAAAAAGAUCUCUGCGAAAAAACUCAAUGUUCUUGCUGAGUUAAUCAAACAUUUCGUGUUUAGGAGAGAUCAAUCUGUACUGAGAGCGUCGCUUCCUAAGAAAACCGAGUUUGUUGUUUCAUGUAAAUUGAGCAAGAUGCAGUAUUUCUUGUAUACAUCUUUUAUCGCAACAAUCUUUAAGAAUGACCAAUGGGAUGGUGGUGUCCUCGGAAACGGUCAUAUUCUUCUCACCAUAUGCAACCAUCCAGCAGCAUUCAAGGCAUCAUUGGCUGCUAUGAAAAAACAAAAGGACAAGCUUGCCAAGGCCAAUGCAAGUGCGAAUAGCGGCGCUACUGAAUCAAAUACUUCUGUGCCAUCUACUGGAGUAAAGGGAGUUCCGGUGGUCAUUGACGACAGUGAGGAUAUUGAGGCUGAGAACCAAAUGGAGCGUGCCCUAAGCCAGAACAAAGAAAUUACCUCAAGUGACUGGAGUGGAAAUAUCAUUUGGGAGAGGAAUGUUACUGAUAUUUCACAUGGAUACAAGAUCAAGAUCCUCAUGGACAUCUUAACUGAGUGCAAGGUCUUGAAGGAAAAAGUUCUCGUUUUCACGCGUAGCAUACCUACACUCGACUUCAUUGAAUAUACUGCCUCAGAAAUGAAUUUCAAAUCUCUUAAGCUUGAUGGUGAUACAAAGCAUACGGAUCGCCAAGAUAUGAUCAAUGAAUUCAAUGAUUCAGAUGAGCUUGAUCUUUUCCUUAUUUCGUCUGGGGCUGGUUCUCAAGGAAUCAACCUGGUGGCUGCAAGUCGCGUGGUGAUAUUCGAUGUCGGCUGGAAUCCAAGUAACGAUGAGCAAGCAAUUGCUCGCGCGUUCAGAUAUGGCCAGACACGUAAGGUGUUCGUGUAUCGUCUCCAGACAUUCGGAACCUGGGAAGAGAAACUGUACAAGACGAAUCUCCACAAGUUAGGCUUAUCGAAUAGAGUGGUGGACAAGAAGAAUCCUAUUAAAGGCUAUACAAAGCUAGAGAUGAAGCAGUAUUUCCAGCCACCACCCUCUACUACGCCUAUCUGGGCUACAGAAGAGAAUAUUGAAGCAUUGUUUGCAAAGCCUGACAUGGAGGACCCGGUCAUGCGCAAAGUCAUUGAAAACAACCGCGACAUACUAACGAGGGUCAUACCACAGAGUGAACUCGUUCGUGAGGAGGUAUCAGACUUGACAGAGGCAGACAUGCUUGAGAUUGCUAAUAUGAUUGAAGAAGAGAAGCGACGUAUCGGAGGGUUCGAGGUACCCACUACGCGCCCAGCCCCGCAGACAAGCGCACAGCAGCAGCAGCAGCAGCAGCAGCAGCAGCCUGCAAUGACAUCCGUAAGUCAGUCACUGUCACAGCCACAAGCUGCUUCGAACCAACCAGGACACCACUGGCAGCAGCAAGCAGCCCAACCUGUACCAACUAAUCCAAACAGCCCAAUAGCCCAUAUGCGAGUGUCUGCAUUAUUGCAGGCUUCUGAAGCAAUAUUAGCGCAGCGACAGCGCCAGAGCGCUAUGGCCUCUGCUGCUACCCAACCACAGCCUGCAACACAAGCAAUAGGUUUAGAGCUAAGACCUCAACAGCGAGAAUUUUCAGAACCGUCAUCCAAGGAACAAUGGGACCAGUUGAUCAAGGUCCGGCAAGAAGAGAUGGCCAAGAUGCAGUCGGAGGCAUUUGAAGCUGCACGGAUUCGACAGGCGACUUUGGGGUCUACAUCAGCUGCAAAAGCAGCAGGGUCUCCACGGGCAGGGACAAUUGGUGCUGCUUCACCAAUCAGGUCGAUCCAUAUGCCCAAAACAGCAUCACCUAUAGCAGCAACUACACCCCUUGAAGCAAAUCCAUGGACCCCUUUUAGAGCCUUGGAUCCCACUGGCCCCAACGCCGCCAACCAUGAAGGUUUAUAUACUUCUAGCACCUCUAAUACGUAUAUGCCCAGUCCCAAUCCCUCCCAAAUGUCUAACGGGUCAAGUCCGAUGACCAACAAGGACACAAAUAGUCCGAAUGUUACAAGUGAUCACAACAGUGGCAGUGUGUCAAGACGCAUGACCCCUGCAGAAUAUGAAGCGCUCUCACAGAUACGACCCCCACCAUCGACGCCUCAGCCUCCUUCGACAAGCUCUCUUACCACAUCUUCAUCCGGCCCACUGGUUGGUGCUACUUUUAGAAGUGUUUUGGAGCGCCACUAUGGACCAAAAAGGGGAGAAUAAAAAAGGAUGCAUAUUAUUUACCUCAGCCAAUAAGAUUUCUGCCCACAGGGGGCAAUGUUUGAGCCAUGUAAACAAUAAAG
Molecule: messenger RNA, 7053 nt
Organism: Lobosporangium transversale
Lineage: Eukaryota; Fungi; Mortierellomycota; Mortierellomycetes; Mortierellales; Mortierellaceae
Exons: 18
Coding region: 140-6973 (2277 amino acids)
Cellular component (GO): nucleus
Molecular function (GO): protein binding; ATP-dependent chromatin remodeler activity; ATP hydrolysis activity
Source: RefSeq, a predicted model, not a curated record